This is a messenger RNA of Spodoptera frugiperda (fall armyworm), 1292 nucleotides long. RefSeq names its product translin-associated protein X (gene Trax). The transcript is spliced from 4 exons. Gene Ontology annotation, molecular function: RNA endonuclease activity; RNA binding; sequence-specific DNA binding. NCBI's taxonomy places the organism in Eukaryota, Metazoa, Arthropoda, Insecta, Lepidoptera, Noctuidae. Gene Ontology annotation, cellular component: nucleus; cytoplasm. The record is from RefSeq and is a predicted model, not a curated record. Bases 178 to 1026 code for a protein of 282 amino acids.
UGACACCUGCUUGACAGUUACUGCCAAAAGGGACAAUGACAGCAAAAUAUAAAUAAAAAUAUUGGAACACGGCAGCAAAUGACCGCACAUGUUAUUAUUUUAUCGUAAUUAUUAGCGGUAAAAAGGCUUUACGAAAGUAAACAACAUUCAUUUUCUACUCCACUACAAAUAUUAAGAAUGCCACCACCAGGAAAACAUUACCGCGGAAAUCGCAAAGGUUCUAAUCAGACCCACACGCUAGCCUCUGUCGCGCGAGAGACGGCUACUUCUCUGCCGGCAGACAGCCCCGUGCUUGCGAUAUUCAAAGAUGCUGCUCGCAAGUUAAAUGAACGUCAGGACAGGCACGAGCGGCUCGUCAAACUCUCGCGUGACGUCACUAUUGAAAGCAAAAGAAUAAUUUUCUUAUUGCAUUCUCCUAUAACAAAAGAAUCAUCUGAAAAUACUCUUACUGAAGCCAAGGAUCGUGUACAAAAACUGAUCAAUGGACCUAUUAAGAGUAUUGGCUUGGAGUUGGAGAACAGUCCAGCUCACUUACAUGGCAGGGCUGUCACUGCCGGGUUCCAGGAAUUCAUAGAGGCAAGGACUUUGCUGUCUCUGAUGGCUGAAAAAAGGAUCAUUACUUACCCAGAAGUGCAAAAGGAAUUGGAGUAUGAUAUCACAGAUGAUGACAAUCAGAGGUCUCUAGUAACAAUGUUACCCGAGUCUGAUUACAUGCUAGGUCUUGCUGAUCUGACUGGAGAGCUGAUGAGGAAGGCUAUCAACAGCAUAUCCAGUGGAGACAGUGAGGAAUGCUUCCAAGCUUGUCAAGUUGUCAGGCAUUUGUAUACUGGAUACUUGGGCAUAACAGGCAGUCGUCUCUUAGUCCGUAAGCUGCCGACAACUCGCGCCAACGUCAACAAAGUUGAGAUGGCCGUGUAUGCUCUUAAAGUGCGCGGCGGAGAGACGCCGGCACCACUACUGCUACCUGCCGCUCCUGCAGAGUGGGAGCCACCGAUCAACUUAUCCGACGAUGAAGGAUACUACUAGACUAUGCUAGACAUAGCACUAGUCUAUAGACUGAAUGAAAAGCCUGAUUCAGAUCUAUUUAAGUAAAAAAGUAUUAGAAACUUAAUGCAUAAUUGUCAUUAACAUCCCACAUUAGAAAAUCUUUAAUUAAGCUAGUGGUUCCAUUUUAACGUCAUUCACAUUUUGUAUCUUUAAUGUUUUAAACUUUUCCAAAGCAAUAUGCCUGGUUGUCUGGCGUCUAGAGUUUAAUUAUUAGGAUAUAAGCUUCAAUAGACAGUUCAUUAAUA